Molecule: messenger RNA, 2241 nt
Organism: Brassica napus (rape)
Lineage: Eukaryota; Viridiplantae; Streptophyta; Magnoliopsida; Brassicales; Brassicaceae
Product: putative nuclease HARBI1
Exons: 1
Coding region: 163-1329 (388 amino acids)
Source: RefSeq, a predicted model, not a curated record
UUUUUAUUGUGUGUUAUAGGUUUUCAUGUGUCUUAAAAUACUUUUAUAUUACUUUCGUGUGUUAAUGGAUUGUCAUAUUCUAAUGUUCUAAAAUAUUUAUAUAUUAUUUUGGUGUGUUAAUGCAUUAUUACUAUUUUUAUAUAUCUAAUAAAAUUUAAUUUUAUGUUUAUUAAUUUGCAGGCAUUUCGAAUCUGUCAGUUGCGUUCACAAAACAUCCAGACACUAUCUUACGAAGAGAGAAUUGAGUUGUGGAAUUUAGAAAAUGAGCAAUUUGAGGAGUUAAUAAUUCAACCAACUUUGAGUUAUUAUGAUCGAUAUUUUCAUAGAGCACCUGCCCGGACAGACGGAGGUUUAGGGUGGAGAAAUAUGUGGUCUCGACUUCAAGAAGAUGAUGCUGCUUGUCUUCAACUCCUACGAAUGUCACUACCAUGUUUCCGAACACUAUGUAACAUGCUACAAACGAAUUAUGGUCUGAAACCAACUUCAAAUGUAAGCAUUGAAGAAAGUGUGGCUAUAUUUUUGCGUAUAUGCGGGCACAAUGAAGUUCAGAGAGAUGUUGGGUUGAGAUUUGGACGAAAUCAAGAGACUGUGAAAAGAAAAUUUAAAGAAGUUCUUAAAGCGACGGAAUUACUUGCAUGCGAUUAUAUCAGAACUCCAACAAGACAAGAACUAUACCGAAUUCCUGAAAGACUUCAAGUACAUCCAAAAUAUUAUCCAUUUUUUAGUGGAUUUGUUGGAGCUAUGGAUGGGACUCAUGUUUGUGUAAAAGUACCACCAGAAUUACAAGGAAUGUACUGGAAUCGACACGAUAAUGCAUCGUUGAAUAUUAUGGCAAUUUGUGAUCUGAAUAUGCUAUUCACAUAUAUAUGGAAUGGAGCACCGGGAUCUUGUCAUGAUACAGCCGUUCUCACAAUGGCACAAGAAAGCGAUCCUGAAUUUCCUUUGCCUCCAAUGGAAAAGUAUUAUGUCGUUGACUUGGGUUAUCCAAAUAGGCAAGGAUUUUUGGCUCCAUAUAAGUUAUCACGAAACAACAUUGUCAGAUAUCAUAUGUCACAGUUCAACUAUGGUCUUGCUCCACGGAAUAAAGAAGAAUUAUUUAAUCGAUAUCAUGCGUCUCUACGUUCAGUUAUCGAGAGAACUUUUGGAGUUUGGAAGAAAAAAUGGAGGAUUCUUUGUGAUUUUCCAAGAUAUAAUAUCAACAUACAGCAGAGAGUGGUCAUGGCUACAAUGGGAUUGCAUAAUUUUAUAAAAAUUUCAAACUUUUCAGAUGCAGAUUUUGCUGAAGUUAUGGCAGAAACAGGAGGAUUUCAAUACACAAGCAGAGACUGAUUUUCAUACCGAUUUAGAUGAUGUGGAAACAAUUGAAGUGACAGAUGGAGGACAUAUGGCGCAAAUAAGAGAUAAUAUUGCAAAUAUGCUAUGGGAAAAUCAAUAAAAUAAACUUAUUUUCUUAUUGUAAUUUAUUUGUACUUUAUAAAAAAUGUAAAAUACUUUAUUGUCAAAUAGAAUUUUAUUUUAUAUAUUCAGUACUAUUUAGUUUAUAAACACCAUUCAAGCAUUUUGAUAUAAACUUUUACGUUUUCUAUUUUAAAUAACAAAUUUAAUUAAUUUUAUUAAGUUUCUCUUAUACAAACCACAGUUAAACACCAUUCAAACAUUUGUCCCGCACUUUUUAUUAUUUUGGUCACCAUUCACAUAUUUCUUAAACCGCUUUUAUUAGAUGAAUCACACUUGUCCUGCAGUAUGCGUUUUUCUAACACAAACCGCUCUUAAACCGCACCGCACUAAUCAAUCAGCUUGUCCCGCACCGCCCAACCCGCUGUUACCAUUCGGAGUCUUAGCUAUCACUUUCCAAAAUUGAAUCGUCUUUAAUGGCUCUCUGAAAAUCUUUUCAGCCUUUCCGUUUCAUCAGAAGUUAAUACAUGAAGAAGGUCAAAUCGAAAAUUAUUUAGCAGCUUAUGGUUCGUUGUGCGAGAAUUAGUGAACAUACGUAGGUCCUAGUUAGAUUACUCUUAAAAAUGAAGACACUUGGACACAUAAUUUUUAUUUGGAAUAGAAGGCUAACUUGACCUAUAACGGAUAAAUGAUGAUGAAUCCGAUUAUUUUACACAAUGUUGACGACAUCACAACAUAUCUGUUUGUAGGAUAACUUAUACAUUUGACGGCUAAGUAUAUAAAUGUCUGAUGGAAUAAAGAUAAAUGUCAGGAGGUAUCCUGUUCGGGUGCUUUCGAUCAAUUAUU